AUGACGCCCCGCAAAACCCGACAACGCCAUAACAACAGCAACACACAAUCCCACCCCGUUGCCGUCCAAGCCUCAGACUACGAAUCUGAAGCCUUCUACGCACCCCCCGUCCCCACGCGUUCAAACACAGAACUGAACCUCUCCGUUCUCCGACGACACCACCACUCCAUUCAAUCUAUCCUCUCCAUCGCCCCCUCGACCCAAAUUUACACCUUCCUCCCCGAGAGCAGUUCCUGGAACAAGACCGAGAUCGAAGGGACGCUGUUCGUCUGCCAACUCGCGCCUGCGUCCCUGGCUGGUACAGUGCAACACUGUAUCGUGGUUAUGAAUAGGAGGGGCCUGGAUAAUCUGAUUCUGAAUUUGGCGCAGGUGGUGAAUGUGGAGAUUACGGAGGAGUUUUUAUUGCUUGGGGUGGGCGAUGGGGAGGAGAUGAAGACGAUGGGGUUUUUUAUUCAUGCUGAUAAGAGUGAUACGAGGGAGGUUAAUUGUAGGCUUAUUAGGGAGAAGUGGGAGGAGGCUAUGAGGAUGGGGGGUGGGGAUGCGAAUGUGAGGUUGCCUAUGAAUGAGGCGGCGGUUGGCAGGAGGUUGAGUUUGACGGAUUUGUUUCGUUAG
Hymenoscyphus albidus is the source of this 612-nucleotide messenger RNA. The record is from the annotation of a GenBank genome assembly. NCBI's taxonomy places the organism in Eukaryota, Fungi, Ascomycota, Leotiomycetes, Helotiales, Helotiaceae.